Candida albicans SC5314 is the source of this 459-nucleotide messenger RNA. RefSeq lists its product as uncharacterized. NCBI's taxonomy places the organism in Eukaryota, Fungi, Ascomycota, Pichiomycetes, Serinales, Debaryomycetaceae. The transcript has a single exon. Bases 1 to 459 code for a protein of 152 amino acids. The record is from RefSeq and is a predicted model, not a curated record.
AUGAGAUUCUUUACUGCUGCUACUACCGCCUUAUUAUUUUCUGCUCAAGCCUUAGCUGGUAUCACUCAAUACACUUUAUCCAUUGAAGCCGAUGACGAAAGAGUCAAUGGUAAAGGUAUCACAUUCAAACAUGAAGGUGCUGGUAUCAACUAUGCUUUUGUUAGUGAUAGUUCUGCCAAAUUUAACUACGACGAUGAAUCCAAACUUUUCUACUAUCCAAUCAGUCCACAACUUAACUACAACCUUGGUACCGCUGGUGACAUUGUCCAAUUUUCCGUCACUCCUCCAUCUUCUGUUGAAAUCGGUGAUGAUGGUGCUUUGAAAUUUGAAGGUUCUGAUGAGCUUUUCGCCGCUGUCAGUAUUAAUGAUCCAUACCACUAUUCUGACAAGGACUUUGCUGUUAUUGUUAAAGGUAAAAACCAUGCUAUUCCAAUCAAACUUGUGGCUAAAAAAGCUUAA